UUUUGGAUUGUGUGAGUUUCCGGGACGUUCGGAGCGCGGCCUCUCUCUCGCCGGAUUCCGCAGACCCCAGGCCCCGGCCCGCAUCCAAGUGUCAGGUUGGAGCCGGGAAGCGGCCCUGGUGGUAGCGGCGGCGGGGGCAGGAUGAGCGCGGAGGCGGCGGACCGGGAGGCGGCCACCUCCAGCCGGCCCUGCACCCCGCCGCAGACCUGCUGGUUUGAGUUCCUGCUGGAGGAGUCACUGUUGGAGAAACAUCUGCGCAAGCCCUGCCCGGAUCCUGCACCAGUUCAACUUAUAGUUCAGUUUUUGGAACAGGCUUCCAAACCUUCAGUUAAUGAACAAAACCAAGUUCAACCUCCGCCUGAUAACAAGAGAAAUCGUAUUUUAAAACUACUUGCUCUUAAAGUUGCUGCACAUUUGAAGUGGGACUUAGACAUAUUAGAGAAAAGUUUGUCUGUUCCAGUAUUGAAUAUGCUACUAAAUGAACUACUCUGCAUCAGUAAAGUUCCUCCUGGGACGAAGCAUGUAGACAUGGAUCUGGCCACUUUACCUCCGACCACUGCCAUGGCUGUACUUCUCUACAAUAGAUGGGCAAUUAGGACAAUUGUUCAAAGUAGUUUUCCAGUCAAACAGGCGAAACCUGGACCCCCUCAGUUAAGUGUGAUGAAUCAAAUGCAACAGGAGAAAGAGCUAACAGAAAACAUUUUGAAAGUGCUGAAAGAACAAGCCGCUGAUUCUAUUUUGGUACUGGAAGCAGCCCUAAAAUUAAACAAGGAUCUUUAUGUCCAUACGAUGAGAACUCUAGAUUUAUUGGCUAUGGAACCAGGCAUGGUAAAUGGAGAAACUGAGAGUUCUACUGCUGGAUUGAAAGUCAAAACCGAAGAAAUGCAGUGCCAGGUGUGCUAUGAUUUGGGCGCAGCAUACUUCCAGCAAGGCUCCACAAAUUCAGCUGUCUAUGAAAAUGCCAGGGAAAAAUUUUUUAGAACCAAAGAACUAAUUGCAGAGAUAGGUUCAUUAUCUCUUCAUUGUACCAUAGAUGAGAAGCGGUUAGCUGGCUAUUGUCAAGCAUGUGAUGUUCUUGUACCUUCUUCUGACAGUACAUCUCAACAGUUGACUCCAUAUAGCCAAGUCCAUAUUUGUUUGAGAUCUGGCAACUAUCAGCUGCUGUAUUGCUCCUGUGGAGCCCUGCCUUGCUCGUGUUUUGUUAUGGAGGUGAAGCUAGUGGUUGCUCCACAGUUUCGAAACCGCUUAUGUCAAAAUGAAGCUCUAGAUGAAAUCUGUUUUAAAGUUUGUGCCUGUAAUACAGUUCGUGAUAUACUGGAAGGCAGAACAAUUAGUGUUCAAUUUAACCAACUAUUUCUUAGACCAAAUAAAGAGAAAAUAGACUUUCUUCUUGAGGUAUGUUCAAGAUCAAUAAAUUUAGAAAAAGCUUCAGAGUCUUUGAAAGGAAACAUGGCUGCUUUUCUAAAGAAUGUGUGUCUGGGGUUGGAAGAUCUGCAGUAUGUUUUCAUGAUUUCUUCACAUGAGCUUUUCAUUACAUUGUUGAAAGAUGAAGAACGAAAGCUACUUGUUGAUCAGAUGAGGAAGAGAUCCCCUAGAGUAAAUCUGUGCAUUAAACCUGUAACUUCAUUUUAUGAUAUCCCAGCUUCAGCAAGUGUCAACAUUGGUCAGUUAGAGCAUCAACUAAUAUUGUCAGUGGAUCCUUGGAGGAUUAGACAAAUUUUGAUUGAAUUACAUGGUAUGACUUCAGAGCGUCAAUUCUGGACAGUGUCUAAUAAGUGGGAAGUACCUUCUGUCUAUAGUGGUGUUAUCCUGGGAAUUAAAGACAAUUUAACAAGAGAUUUGGUUUAUAUUCUUAUGGCCAAAGGUUUGCACUGCAGUACUGUUAAGGACUUUUCCCAUGCUAAACAGCUCUUUGCUGCUUGUUUGGAGUUGGUAACAGAGUUCUCACCAAAGCUUCGUCAGGUCAUGCUGAAUGAGAUGUUGCUUUUGGAUAUUCAUACACAUGAAGCUGGGACAGGGCAGGCAGGAGAGAGACCGCCAUCCGACCUUAUAAGUAGGGUACGAGGCUAUCUGGAAAUGAGGCUUCCUGAUAUUCCUCUUCGUCAAGUUAUAGCUGAGGAAUGUGUUGCCUUUAUGUUAAACUGGAGGGAAAGUGAAUACCUUACACUCCAAGUUCCUGCAUUUUUGCUUCAGAGUAAUCCAUAUGUUAAGCUUGGACAGCUUUUAGCAGCUACAUGCAAAGAACUUCCAGGCCCUAAAGAAAGUAGACGGACUGCCAAAGACCUUUGGGAAGUUUUUGUUCAAAUCUGUAGUGUGUCCAGUCAGCACAAACGAGGAAAUGAUGGCAGAGUUAGUCUAAUAAAGCAGAGGGAAUCUACGUUAGGUAUCAUGUAUCGGAGUGAACUGCUUUCUUUUAUCAAAAAAUUACGAGAACCACUGGUUUUGACUAUUAUUUUAUCACUCUUUGUGAAACUUCACAAUGUUCGGGAGGACAUUGUGAAUGAUAUUACAGCUGAACACAUUUCUAUUUGGCCAUCUUCCAUUCCCAACCUGCAGUCUGUGGACUUUGAAGCUGUCGCAAUCACAGUGAAAGAGCUAGUUCGAUACACACUCAGUAUAAAUCCAAAUAACCAUUCCUGGUUAAUUAUUCAGGCAGAUAUUUACUUUGCAACGAAUCAGUAUUCAGCAGCUCUUCACUAUUACCUCCAGGCAGGAGCUGUGUGUUCUGACUUCUUUAACAAAGCUGUGCCCCCUGAUGUUUAUACAGACCAGGUAAUAAAACGAAUGAUAAAAUGUUGUUCUUUGCUGAAUUGCCACACACAGGUGGCCAUUUUAUGUCAGUUCCUCAGAGAAAUUGACUACAAAACAGCGUUUAAAUCUCUGCAAGAACAAAACAGUCAUGAUGCUAUGGACUCCUACUACGACUACAUAUGGGAUGUUACUAUUUUGGAAUACUUGACUUAUCUUCAUCAUAAAAGAGGAGAAACAGAUAAAAGACAAAUUGCAAUCAAAGCCAUCGGCCAGACAGAGUUGAAUGCAAGCAAUCCAGAAGAAGUGUUACAGCUGGCAGCGCAGAGAAGGAAAAAAAAGUUUCUCCAAGCAAUGGCAAAACUUUACUUUUAAGCAGUUAAAUUUUUUUAACUUUUAUUUUUUAAACAAUGAGCUAAAAAUAAACAGUAUUAAAAGGUUAAGUUUAUAUAAUACAUAUGUA
Molecule: messenger RNA, 3211 nt
Organism: Cercocebus atys (sooty mangabey)
Lineage: Eukaryota; Metazoa; Chordata; Mammalia; Primates; Cercopithecidae
Gene: INTS8
Product: integrator complex subunit 8
Exons: 27
Coding region: 142-3123 (993 amino acids)
Biological process (GO): snRNA 3'-end processing
Cellular component (GO): integrator complex
Molecular function (GO): protein binding
Source: RefSeq, a predicted model, not a curated record